GAAUGAAAAUUAUUUGCCAAUAAGGCCAUGGCUUUUGUGAUACUUCAGCUUGAGGGAUGGGUGGGGGGAGGGGCGCACUUUAAUGUUAAUAGACUAUACCUUGUGAUAUAGGCUACCUAUGAUAUCUACUUUUAUGGUUUUUGCAAAAGAUACAAAAUCAUUAGAUCCAAGUCAUGAAGCCACCAUGAUGAACUGGUGUUGGUUUUUAAAGUUUUCUAAUUUUGACGGAUGUACUUUUCUUGUUUCUUUAAGUAGAUGAUAUGGAUAUAUGCAACAGUAUAUGGACGUGGUCGGAAAUUGUGUGGACUUUAAAAGCUUCAGAUUUCUUAAGCUGUUCAGUUUUGUUCAUUAUUGAUUUACACGACGUAGAUCUAAAUACCAACAACUGAGUCGAUGGGUUUUGAAACUUUUAUGUGUUUGUUCUUUUAGGCCUAGUUGUAUGAGAUAGGAUUUCGCCAAGGAUUAUAUACCGGUCCUUGGGUUUCGCAUGUAUUUGACCCACAACAUAGCAAACACCUGGUAAAUCUGGCAAUACUUAAUGCAGGCCGUGAAACCACUAGAUCGAAGAGAGGGUGUUUCAAAACAUGUCUUGACAUUUGACAUCAUAGCGGUGCGAUGGCCAAUGCUUUAGGAACGUCUGAUCCUCAGUCUCCCCAACCCGGUCGAUUUGAAAGGGCCAUUCCGUUUCGUGAAUCAAAAGGACCUCUAGGUCCAUUCAAAGCCACCAAGAUAUGGAAAGCCCUCAUUGAACAUCUGAGAGCAAAAGUGGAGUUGAAGAGAAGACGUUACAAAAUGAGGCACAUCGAAUCAUGUUUCACAGGAACUGAUGCUGUUGAUGUUGUUUUGCACUUCCUCCUCAGUGACAGGGAGACAUUCUCAGCUGAUCUGACUCGAGAGAAGGCUGUGAAGGUAUGCCAGUUGCUGAUGCACAGAAAAGUGUUUCAGUCCGCUGUGGAAAAACAGAAAUCUGACAAACCGUCCAACUUUGAAGACAGUAGCAGUAAAUUGUAUCAAUUUCUUGGAGAGUAUGUUGUUGGUCCAAAUUUUCAGGAGGAUGCUGAGGAGGAGGAAGAAGAGGAGGAGGAAGAAGUCAGCUUCACAGAAACUUCUAAUGAAGCUCUCCACAAACUAACACCAUGUUUGGAGAAAAUGAGAAUAUCAGAUCAUGGUCUUGAUCCAGAGGAAGAACCAGCUAUGCCAACUCUAUCGCCAUGCUGCAAACCCUUACAGGAAAUCCAUGAAAACAAUCUGGGUCAGCAAAGUUCUGGUGCAGCUUCUUCUGUCACAGCCGGUGGCUCUCAUGUGGACUCUGUCAUUCUCGAAAAGCCAAUGAGAACCUUGUCCUCUGCAGAGGUGGAGGAGACCUGGAAGGAGGUGGCCUUGACCCAGCUGCUGACGCUGGUCGACCUGACCUUCCUGGAUGGGAUCCUGAGCGAGGAAAAGCAGCGCAGUCGUCAGCAGCAGCGCGACCACCUCAUCAUCUCCAAUAUCAUGGCCCGUAACUGGCACCUGCCCCUCAUGCCUAGCAGUCUCGACGCACCCUCCGACCCCUUGCUACAGACGGCCAUGGACUGCAUUGAAUGCCUGCCCAACGGUCUGAACUUGCUGGGAGAGCCGGUGUUCAAGCGUCGUGGAAUGGAGGCCAAGCUGUGGGCCAAGGACAUCAUUGUGAAGCACUACGCCAGCCUCGGGGACUGUCUGCUGCCGGAGAAAUUCAUGGAGCUCCAUGUCGCCAUUCUCAACCUCAUACUGGACGAUCAUCGAGAGAAUGCGCUAUCUGCCCUCCAGCUGUACAUGAUCCUGCUCCCGCCUGCUGCAAGGGAAGAGCUGUACCGUCUGCUCAAGUUCAUGCUGUCCCUGUCAGCGGACGAUACUCUUAGACUUGACCCUCAGGAAUCCAACGAGAUCACCAUACUAAGUCUACUAAGCAGUUCGAUAUUCCAGCACAAGCUGUUGGCAGCAAACCUGGCUCAAAAGCUAGUCCAGUUCCUCAUGAACAACAUCGACCGCAUCUUCAUCAUCCCUCGAGAAGUGCGGAAAAAAGUCGCGGGCAGACUCCAUGAGCUCAAGACAGGGAAACCGCUGCUCAGUUGUGAGUCCAGCUUUUGCAAUCGCGUAUCUGUGGAAGAGUUUGAACGUCAGUCCAAGGACUGCACAGAGGAGUCUCUGAUUGACCUGAUGAACACAGUGCUGGAUGAUACCAAAAUAUCCCUCAAGGACAAGAAACAGAGACUCAAGUUGUUUCAGAAGUCAUAUCCUAACCUGUAUGAACAAAAUUUUGAUGGCUUGUUAUGAAAUCUGCUUUCUGAGAAGUGUGUGUGGGUGGGGGGGGGGGGGGGGGGGGGGGGGGGGGGGGGUUGGCACCUGAAGAAUCAAAAUUGUUAUUUAUGGGCAGAUUUGAAUGAAUCUUUGCUGGUGAAUUAGACAUAUAGGGGAAGGAUGGUAUGCCAGGUUUUAGCUUUUAGGGCCAUUGGGUUAGCAUAGAGAUGGCAGCCAUUUUGAAUUAUACAAAAAAAUAGCCCAUAUUCAUAUACUGCCUUCUUUAUAAUGUUGAGAUUCAGCUAAGAUCUAAUCUAUCCUUUUACAUAGCACUCUGGUUUUUUAUUUUUCAAAUUCAUAGUUUCAGUAUUUUAGUAAAAUGCAAUUUUUUGCUGUCUAAUGGUAUAACACUCAUUUCAUCCAGUAAUAAACCAUACAAAAAAGACGAAGAAAUUUUUUAACGUGUUGAAGAAUAUACAUAUACCACCACUCUAAAGUAGACCGGUGAAAAAAGGUCAAAUGUGAGGCAGCAUGGUGGAAUCAGGCUCUCGUCAAAAUAAUCAAAGUAAAGAAACUUGCAU
Aplysia californica (California sea hare) is the source of this 2840-nucleotide messenger RNA. RefSeq names its product DEP domain-containing protein 7. The record is from RefSeq and is a predicted model, not a curated record. The transcript has 9 exons. NCBI's taxonomy places the organism in Eukaryota, Metazoa, Mollusca, Gastropoda, Aplysiida, Aplysiidae. Bases 616 to 2295 code for a protein of 559 amino acids. Gene Ontology annotation, biological process: intracellular signal transduction.